Leptosia nina is the source of this 240-nucleotide messenger RNA. The record is from the annotation of a GenBank genome assembly. Lineage: Eukaryota; Metazoa; Arthropoda; Insecta; Lepidoptera; Pieridae.
AUGUGGCAGGAUAGGCGAGUUGGCAAUGAACUUGGCAGUAGGGCGGAGGUGUGUCUUGCAGGCUGCAUCGCCCAAGGCCGUCGCGCCGCACAUUGUAUUACUGACAUCGAUUUAUCGGACGGCGCGCGCCGCCUUCGCCCCAACCCCGCGGCCUCUGCCGUUCAGAGAGAGAAACCUUAUCGUCAGAAAAGAAGUAAGGCUAAUAUAGAAGGCCUGGAUCUAGAAGCACUUAUAAAGUGA